GGGGAAUGAAAAAAAGAAAACUUUUGCAUACACCUAAUAACGUAUAAAAUAGUUUUUUUUUUUUUCAAAAUUGUAGAGUUUGGAAUCGCGAAGCAAACAGAUUUUUAAGAGACAAAUUGGGUGAUACUUAAGAUGUUCGCUUUUACGAAACAAAUAAUAAUAGAAAAGAGAAAGAUUUCAUGAAAGAGAAAAGCGGCUGUGAGUGAUCUCGACCGCGCGUACCAUACUGCGCCUUGCCAACGCGUUUGCGCAACAUCGAUCUGCAACAUUAUUUCGCGGUAUUGCCCACGUAAACGCCGUAUCGUGUCAGUUCGACGGCGGAUGUUCCUCGGAGAACUCGCUGUUUGUGCCUAUAUAAUAUGGAAUAUUGUUCUGUCAUUCUCGAUCGACCACGAGAUCGAGAAAUUUCCAAGACGAGAAAGCGAUGCGCAACCUCGCUCGCAGGCUGUUAGUAUGGCUGACACUGGCGCUGUCCUUCCUGUUAGCCACUCGUUUGUUGUUCGGUCACGACUCUCGGGUGCCGCCGACAACGACGACGAUCCUCUUUGGCGACGUCAUCCCGAUAACGGAUCGUAGCCACGUGAAUUCGCAGCAGGCCGUAAGACCACCCUCUUAUACGGCGGGCAUGUACAUGGCGGGUCGGCAACCCCGCAAUGAAAGUGCCUGCAAAUGGUAUCAUGGCUUACCGGAUGAACUCUCUUAUCCACCGUCCAGGCUUACUUGGAGCCCUGAAACGGGCGAGAAAAGUCCUUACAGGGUUCUGCCGUUUGUGUUGCGCGGCGCCGCCGAUGCGACAACGAAUAGGUUGCCCCAGGUCACGCUGUCCACGCACGCCACCGCGGAUCAGGUUUACAAGAUCGUGGAACUAGCCAAACGGUGGGAGGGACCGCUCAGCCUGGCGGUGUUCGCGCCAGGCCUCGACGCCGGCCUCGCUGUCACUCAGCUUGAUCGGGCCUGUCGGUGCGAGUUUGCCAUGUUCAAGGUUUCCGUCCACCUGGUGUUUCCGGUUGGUCAGCCGCCUGUCCUAGACACGAUCGGUCGCACUCAGGGUGACUGCGCCGCCGUGGAUGUUCAGUGGCGGCAAGCCGAGACCGAGAGACAAAAGAAAAGCAUGACAUAUCCCAUCAACGUCGCCCGGAACGUAGCGAGAACGGCGGCGAACACAUCUCGCGUGCUGGUAUCGGACAUCGAGCUGCUGCCGAGCGCGCAGCUGGCCUCCAGCUUUAUGGAGAUGGUCCACGAAAGACCGCCCAAAGUCGGCUUGGUCUUCGUUGUCCCCGUCUUCGAGAUAGAGUCAAGCGAGUCGCCGCCAACGACAAAAAGCGAAUUGCUUGCUGCUUGUCGCGCUGGUUUGGCGGUAUAUUUUCAUAGAUUCCUCUGUCCGCACUGCCAACGAUUUCCGGGACUGAACAGAUGGAUGUCCAGACCAGAUCCGGGAAGAGUUCGACCGUUAAUCAUCACCCGGCGGGAGUAUCCCUAUCACAGAUGGGAACCAGUCUUCAUCGGCACACGUGAGGAUCCGCUUUAUACGGAAGAGAUGUCCUGGGAAGGGAAGCAGGACAAGAUGGCUCAGAUGUUCGAGAUAUGUCUUUUGAAUUAUCGACUAGUCGUGCUCGAUGGAGCCUUUUUUGUGCAUACGCCGGGAAUUAAGCGAAAACCUCGCAAAAUCAACGUCGCCACGCAGGAGUUUUUCCGACCGCACGAGAGAAGAAACGCGAAGAUCUACCAACGUGUGAUAAAACGUCUAAUUAAGCAAUAUCCUGUCAAUCGUAAAUGCUCACAAUGAGAGAUUUUAGAAAUCAACAUAAUUCCUUGAGAAAGACCGCUUCUCGACACACAUACGGUGCCUGUAUACAUUCACAUACCGACGAUUAGAAAAUAUUUUUUCGGUGAACAUCGAGUUUAUUAAAAUUAUUUAUAGAAAAUCUGCAAAAAUAAUACUAUUCACAUUGUUUUCUCAUCUCGCAAGAAUAAA
This is a messenger RNA of Pseudomyrmex gracilis, 1975 nucleotides long. Its product is annotated as beta-1,4-glucuronyltransferase 1-like. The record is from RefSeq and is a predicted model, not a curated record. The coding region runs from base 425 to 1786 and encodes 453 amino acids. The transcript has 6 exons. Lineage: Eukaryota; Metazoa; Arthropoda; Insecta; Hymenoptera; Formicidae.